CACCACCCACCACUACAAAAGAAACCCCUCUUUCCGUCUCAUUUUCUUCUUCUUCUUCUUCUUCUCUAUCAUCUCUUCCGUAUCUGUCUGCACUGCAGUCUCCAUUCUCUCUCUCUCUCUCUCUCUCAAGAAAUUUCCUCUUAAUCAAAACUGGCUAUAGAUGGUAAAGAGUCCACUUUCAGAGAAAUUGUGCCCAAAGAUCAAAGAGUCAUGGGUGUUGAUGAAGAAGUUGAUGAUAAGGAAUGGCCAUCUUGGCUGAGGCCACUUCUCCGGACAAGCUUCUUUGGUCAAUGCUCGGUCCACGCCAAUGCUCACAAGAGUGAAUGCAAUAUGUAUUGCCUUGACUGCAUGAAUGGAGCCCUCUGUUCUCUCUGUCUUCUUACCUUUCACACACACCACCGUGCCAUUCAGAUAAGGAGAUCCUCAUACCAUGAUGUGAUCAGAGUUUCUGAAAUUCAAAAGUUUUUGGACAUAGCAGGGGUUCAGACCUAUAUCAUCAACAGUGCCAAAAUCGUCUUUCUGAAUGAACGGCCUCAGCCAAGGCCUGGUAAAGGCGUCACCAACACCUGCCAGGUCUGUCAGCGUAGCCUCCUUGAUUCCUUCAGUUACUGCUCUCUUGGUUGCAAGAUAGUUGGGACAUCAAAUAAUUUUAAAAAGAAGAGGAUGUGCAUGGGCAUGGGUGGCUCAGACUCGGAGGAGUCGAUGAAUAUUGGCGUUGGGUCUGGACGUGUUAAGGAUAGAAUUCGGAACUUUACACCAUCAACGCCGCCUCAAGCUGCCGUGAAUUACAGAAGUGCCAAGAGGAGGAAGGGAGUUCCCCACAGGGCUCCAAUGGGAGGACUUACCCUACAAUACUGGUAGAGUACGUAAUUAAGUAGUACAAUUUGGCUGCUGCUUCUCUCUGUUUCAACUAUUCUACACACAGCCGGCCGGUUUGGAAAAUCAAGACAUGAAGUUGUCUCUUGUACAUAGAAAGAUGCAAUAGAGUACCCGUAUAUAUACAGAUCAAUAUAAUUAAGAAGAAGAGAUGGGAGUAAAAAAUAAGAUCAAAUGGUGUAAAAUUUAGGUGUAUAAUUAAAGUAAAUUAUACAGAAAUAUCAAAGAGGUUGCUGGAGGGGUUAGAGGUUUUAAAUGCAAAUAUGUAGUUAUGACUAGAUAUACAUAUUGAUAAAUAAAUGGUGAGAGAGAUUGGGGGGAGAAUAGUUUGUAGGUAGCUUAAUUAGCUACUUAAUUGGAGCUGUGAAACAAAUUAAUAUGUCUGUAUAUAUGAUGAUGCAUGGUUGCAAUCCUUAAGAACAAUGUAAAAUGUAUCUUUGCGAACGUAUCUUUAUGAUCUGUUGU
This is a messenger RNA of Ilex paraguariensis (yerba mate), 1341 nucleotides long. NCBI's taxonomy places the organism in Eukaryota, Viridiplantae, Streptophyta, Magnoliopsida, Aquifoliales, Aquifoliaceae. The record is from the annotation of a GenBank genome assembly.